AUGAACGUUUAUUUGGAGUUGUCUUUUACCGCACCAACGAAGAUGAAGAUUGCCCUUGUCACCAGGCCUGGCGGAGGAGCAAUUGAUCAGCAGGUACAAAGGGUGAAGACUGAUGGGCAGAGUACGCAAAGGCCUUUAAAUUCAUCAUCAAGGGCUCUUGGAGCUGCCAACAGCAUGUACCAGUUAGUUUGCCCGGAGUUUCAUCAAAGGGAGGAAGCAAACCGUGACUCUUCAGGUUGGAGAGAGAUCAGGCCUGCGAAUUUGAUUGGUUUGGUCUAA
Messenger RNA from Prunus armeniaca (apricot), 279 nucleotides. The record is from the annotation of a GenBank genome assembly. Lineage: Eukaryota; Viridiplantae; Streptophyta; Magnoliopsida; Rosales; Rosaceae.